Molecule: messenger RNA, 8578 nt
Organism: Hypomesus transpacificus
Lineage: Eukaryota; Metazoa; Chordata; Actinopteri; Osmeriformes; Osmeridae
Gene: akap11
Product: A kinase (PRKA) anchor protein 11
Exons: 12
Coding region: 186-5792 (1868 amino acids)
Biological process (GO): intracellular protein localization
Cellular component (GO): cytoplasm
Molecular function (GO): protein kinase A binding
Source: RefSeq, a predicted model, not a curated record
UGUUAUUGCUACUGUCUGAAUCUGUGUGUUUUCAUGGAAUGAGCUGUCAGUAUACUGCAUCGUAGAGUCCAGCACUGAAUGGUGAGAUUACCGAAUGUACAUUAGGACAGAGAUGGAUGCGGUUACACGAUUUGUGGGAAAUAUACAAUAAAUACAGGUGAGUGGCCAGCUAGCCUUGUGUUGCCAUGGAUGCCUGUGCCCGUAUCCGAGGGGUCCCACUUAGGACCCGAGCCUCCAUCAGAAAGGAGACAGUACGUGAUAAUGGGGCACAGAGUUUGAAGAGCCUACUGAGGAACAAAAAAGAACUGUGCAGCGUAGGCCUAGAGUUGCAAUCCAGAGAUGCUACACGAUUGACAGAGAUCCAUUUUGUAUGUCUACCUGGUCAUUCCGAAGGAGACGACUUCAAUCUGCAGUCUCUGGCCUGUCUGCCUGGAGAACUGAGCGAGCUGUUGAGGUCGGUCCACGUGCACAGCCUGAGGCCCGACGAAGUUCUGCUGCUGAAGGACUCCCGCAGACCCCCGGACCGGACGGACCCGGUGACACAGCAGUGCUGGCUUAGGACAGUGUGUGUGCUGCGGCACAGCGCCAGCCCCCAGCAGCAGGUGAGUGUGGGGGCCAUAGUGGGCCUGCUGGGUCGCUAUGCUGCGGGGGUCCGCUAUGCCCUGGAGCUGCAGGCCCUGCACAAGGGCUCAUCGGAGCCCAGCCAGCCGGAGGAGAAUGACAUUAACCAGUCUGUGUCGUCCAUCGAGGAUGACUUUGUCACCGCUCUGGAGCACCUGGAGGAGGAAGACACCGGAGAGCACACUUCUGGUGCUUCAUAUUACCAUGGGAACCAGCGUGACGUGGCUUCACAGACCGUCCCAGCCCACAGGAGACGCAAGGACCUAUCAGGCUCCAGCGUCAUAGUGAGCUCCUCCUCCAAGAAGUCGUCAGCCAAACACAGAUCCGCUCCAGAGGUGUCCGUCACUGUCCAGCGUUUGUCGGGCGUCGAAUCCCAGUGGUCGCUGUACAGCCAUAGAGCCCGCCUCCCUUCUCCUUCUGCCCCUCUCAGCGAAUCCGAGGAGUCCGACGGCUCUAGCCCCAGUCCAAUCAUUUUCCUGGAUGAGGUAGGCUACCAGAAGAGUCUCCGUGCCAAGCUGGACAUCCCUCAGGUCCCCGGGGGCCCCAGGGAAAGAGUGGAAGACUCGGACUCGGAGGUCAGUGAGUUCUUCGACAGCUUCGACCAGUUUGACGACGUGGAGGAGCUGAGCUCCGACAGCUGCACUCUCACUUUACCCCUGGACCCCACCACCAGCAGCGGGGCUGCCGUGCCGUCAACUAAGAAGAAGUUCUCCGACGCUGGCGCCAGUGUGUCUGGCUCCAAGUACGCGUCGGGCGGCUGUUCUAACAAGACCAUGAACCCCCACCGCUUCGAUCACCCCACACUUCCUGCCAAUGUGAAAAAGCCCACCCCGCUGAAGCCAGGUUCGCCCUACUCCCCCCAUCCCGAGGUGCCGGACUCACCCAGGCCCGCCCGGACCUCCAACGAGGAGACUGGCGGUCCUCUAUUCAGCCCUGUGAGUUCCUCAGCCUUCAGCCCGCUGGGUGAUUCUGGGGGAGCCCUCGAGUACUUCUGGAAGACCGAGGGGGAAGCUGAAGACAUCUCUGAGCUUCCCAAGCCCCAGGACCUUUGCUCCAUGUACAAGACCUACUCGGACUUUGCCAGCAGCUUGUCUAAGGAGAUUCUUGGCUCGGUAUGUGGCUACCAGUCCCCCGUCAGCAUCAACGACAACAAGAACCUGAGCUGCGUCUGCCACAAGGAGUUCCAGAACUCGUCGGGCCACCUGAUGAAACUCUCCGAGAUCCAGGAGACGGUGACCGUCGCCAGGCUGCAGCAGACGUCCCAGUCGCUGAAAGACGGCAUUCAGAGGUUUGCGACGGACCUGGUGGAGAUGAGCUUGGGCAGCGCGCUGAGGGACCUGCAGAAGGGCGUGUCCUCCUGCACGACUACCCUCUGCCACUUGGCGGCCAGGCUCACCUCUUCAGUCUUCCAGGUGGCCUUCCACGAGAUCGGCAUGCGCCACGCGUACGUGCUGAAGGAGCGCGCCGUCAACGGCCUGGCCGGCUUCCUGGUGGGCGAGGCGGUGUCGGGCGCCCUGAAGGACUUCCUGUCGGUGAAGAAGCAGAUGUUCAACAGCACCGUGACGCGCUUCGCCGCCGACCUCGCCGAGGAGCUGGUGUUCGAGGGGAUGAUGGAGGUGUGCCAGUUCUCCCACCCCUCCACCCCCCUCACCCCCAGCGACGGGUCCUUCGGCCAGGAGGAGGACGAGGAGGUGGUGACGUCCUACGCGUCCGACCUGUCCGAGUCCGUCCUCCAGGAGGCCUUCAUCGAGCUCUCGCAGACGGACGUAGCCUUCACCACCCAGGCUGCCAUCAGCGUCUCUCUGGAUAACAUUUGCUACGUGAGCUCGGAGGACAACUCCACCACCACUCACAGUUGCGCCACCACCGCCACUGGACCCCAGGCUUUCCAAGAUACCCUCGUUGAAUCUAGCCCUGGCACCUCGGGGGAGGACGGCUGCACGGUCAAGAAGGCUCUCUUCACAGUGUCGGGCAUGGCUAGCUGCGUUCCCGUGCCACAGGCUGGCCAGGUUCUCUCCAGCCUCCAGGGCUCGGAGGAGACAUGCCAGCGGAAGUCCAGCGUGGCCCACACCUCCCAGACCAGCCCCAGGAGGAGCUGCUGCUCCCAGGGACGGACGGUGACCACGUCCUCUUCCGACACAACCACAGCCACCCAGACGGACCUGCAGCCGGCUGUAGCUCACCUCGCCGGGUCCGCCAGCGAGGGCCUCGUGGCUGGCUCUGGAGCAGAGCCUUCCCUGGGGAAGACCCCCUUCCACAACUUUUCUGGCAACAUGGUGGAUAUGAUAGUUAGCGAGGCCUGUGAGCUGAUAACAGCCACUACGAAAGUGAAAAAGAGAGUGGAGGACUGUGCGGACUUCCUCAGCAAGACCAUAGGAAGCAAAGGUCCCUCGCCUGCAGAAGCUUCUUCUCAGGGCUCAGCCAGUGACAGUGGGAGGGAGCGCUGCAGACCCGAAGAUGAUGGCAAAGACUCGGUGUGUGAUGAAAGUGUUACUGUCAGUAGUGAGUCAGGCUCCAGGCUUCCUCACCCUCAGCCGUUCUCGGAGACACGCCAAGUGAUGAUGAAGGACACGUUGAACGUACCCGGGACGGAAAUUGGAGGCAGGGGCGGGAGGAAGAUGUCCGCUGGUGACGACGUGAGCCUCAGCCCUGGAAGAAAGUGUAACGGAACGCCGGGUACUCCCCCCUCCACCCCACAGCAGCCCAGCGAGGUUUCCCAGGAGAAGCAGAUCAAGCAGUUCUCCAAAAAACUGAAGGGAAAGCUGGCCAAGGAGUUCUCGCCUGCCACGCCCCCUUCCACCCCCCACGACCAGCCAGAGCCUAGCCAUGGGCCCAAGGACCCCGCCUCCGAGACCGAAAAAGCGGACUUCAUGCUCAGACUGAUGAGGUCUCUGUCCGAGGAGGCCGAGGGCAACGAGGAGGAGGAGGAAGACGAAGACGCUGAGGCCAGAGGUCGUGCCGAGAAGUCCGAGCUCCACUGUUUGUCAAAGUCAACUCGCAAGGUGUCCAACAAGGAGGCCAUCCACUACGCCGAGCGCCUGGCUUGCCAUAUCGUCUCCAUGGCCACGGAGAUGGACGCCCUCGGUGGGAUGGAGGACGGUGGGAGGAGAAUGGAGGAGGACAGGAGGGACAGCGUGGCCCAGUUCUCCGAGAGGACUCUGAAUACCCUGUGGGUGUACGCCGGCGAGGUCGCCGGAGAGGUGAUCAGCGAUGUGAAGAGGAUGGUGGGGUCGGGACAUUGCCACCCACGAGCGACCAGACAAGGCAAGGAAAGGCCCGAAUGUCUCCAGCACCGCCACUCCCACCCCAGUGAGCCCAGCCGAGACAGCAGGGCGGGCUUGCUCGCUGAGCAGUGGUCCACGGACCUCCUCGCCUCAGUCCUCCAUCCAGCAUCUUCCUCCACCUCAUCCUCAGUGCCCAGCCCAUGGUCUAGCUCCGGCCUGUCCUCCGAGUACCCCAGCUGUGAGAGCGUGACGGACGAGUAUGCUGGCUACCUCAUCCGGGUCCUAAAGAAGGAGGGGGGCAGCAGGGAGCUGGUGCUAGACCAGUACGCCAGCCGCCUGGCCUACCGCUCCAUCAAGCUGGGCCUGGCCCAUGCUGCCCGCAAGACGAAGCAGAGACCCUCCACCUCCAGGCUCCACUCGGCCCCCAGGAGAGCCCCCAGCACCGAGCCAUGCUCGCCCAGGGACCGAGCCGGCAGAGGGGCGUCCCCUUCUUCGGACGAAGCCAUCCAGUGCGCGUGUCGGGACUCGGAAGACUACAUGGAGAUGGUGAACUUUGCAGAGUCUCUGGCGUACGACAUCACUUGCGAUGUCGCUCGCAAGCUCCGCCUGUCGAGCGCGCGUCUGCCCAAGUCCCUGACCGACUCCUGUCUGUAUAAGAAGUCGAAACUAGAAGACAUGACGGAAAACCUGAUCAGGAACUCCUUCUCCUGCCCUCUGCUGGCCGAGGAGGGGAAGAGCAGGCAGUACCACAGCACGGACAGCCUGUACGACGGAGGCUACAGUAGUGGAGUUAUGCAGGUAAUCGAACACUAUGCCAGGAAGAUAGUUGAUGACACCCUGGAGAUCACCCUGGCCUCUGCAGGGCGCCCAGCUGGGGAGUUCCACAGGGCCCAGGCCCAGGACAGGCACUCCCACACCCAGAGGCUGUCGGAGGGAGCAGGGCUAAACAGGUCUUUCGGGGAGAUGGAGUGUCCAUUCUGCAACAGACCCAGCAGCAGACUCCUUCCCCAGCCAGGCCAGAGGAGAAGGAGGCAGGAGUGUGAGGGUGGGUCAGACCGGCUUUGCGGGCUGGACAUCCCCAAGAUCUACAUCGACCUUGAUCGUAGGGCAGCCUUCGCAGAAGAGAUGGUGUCUACAGCCAUGGAGACCGCCAAGAGGGAGCUAAGCAACACCAGCCUGAAUGCUGACAGCGGUAUAGGACAUGACGGAGCAAGUUUCGCUGAGAGCCUCACUGCUGAGAUCAUGACCUCAGCACUGUCCAAUGCCUGCCAGACCGUUAACCUCAGUGGUCCAGGUAGGGAGGCCACAGAGUCGACGGUGUCCCAGCAGCUGAGCCUGAGCGUGGGGGACGACAGCCUGGGCAGCUGGUCCAACCUCAGCUUUGAGGAUGAGCACCCAGACGAGAGCAGCAGCUUUCUGCACCUCAGUGACAGCAAUGGGAACAGCAGUAGCUGGAGCAGCCUGGGGCUGGAGGGGGAGGUGUGUGAGGAGCACCUGUCCUUCUCCCCCUCUGACAGUGACUGCACUGAAGAUAAGGAGACUGAAGUCAAGGACGAGCCCUGCGUGCGUGUGGACAGGGGCCCGUCCCAGCCUCACAGAGCCCUCCUCAUGGUGAACUCUGAAGUCAGGGAGGCCAACCUGGACUUCCAACCCCCGACCUUCGACCCCCAGCUCCGGAGCAUGCUCCAGUGGGCAGCGGCCUCCAUGGCUGAUCUGCCCCUGGUGCAGCUGGGUCCUAGUGCUGACAAGGAGCUACAACAGCUGCCAGCUGUGGUCCAGAGGCUGUGUGAGAAAGAGUGGAGGGUGGGAGAGCUGCUCCAAGCUCUGCUGCGCUACUGUGAAGAAGCCCAGGCUCCGGGCCAGUCCGAUCCCAGGGAGGAGCCACCCCAGGCGGGCAGAGGACCCCGCCACACGCCCCUCUUUCAGUGGCUCCUGGAGAACGCCUAGGCUGGCUGCCCCUUAACUCCUCCUCUCCCCAGCCCCCCCCCCCCCCCCCCCCCCCAGCCCCCUAACCUUCUCUCCCUAAGCUGCUUCUUGUGUAUCUGUGAACCCUGCCUCCCAGUGACCUCUCUUACGGAGGCCUCUCCCCGCUGCAGUCAUGUGCAGAGCCAGCACAGCUGCCAACCCCAUCGCCUUGUACUGUGGAGCGUAUGAAUCGUCCCCUGCAGGGAUUUGCCCAAUCCGCCAGCUAGGGGGCGCCAUAUUCACUGCAUCACUUGCCACCUAAACCCACCAAGCGCGUGUGUGUCUUGCAUGCCGUGACAUCUGCAUUUUUUUUUUUCUCUCGUUUUGUUGCUGUAUGGUUUUGUUAGGCUGCAUAUCACAUGCUGAUUAGCGAGCGGCCAUUUACACCCUUCCUGCCUUUGUGUUAAACCCGCACACCCUUCCCUUUUUAAUGGAGAGAGAGACAGAGAGAGGGAGAGGGAGAGAACCCCUGACCUUGUUACAGUCAUAGACAGACAGAAGACCUGUCCAUAAUCAAUGACGGAGAGAGACAAAGAGAGAGAGACAGAGAGAAAGACAGAGAUAAUAGUAAAAGAAUGUGUAUUUUUCUGUUUGGGAAUCCCCAUGGCCGCUGACUGGGUGAUGUCACCCACCCAUAGUUCACCUCUGUGGUGGUGUUUCCACAUGUUUUGGGACCAAACAAAUCCACACACUUUUCUGCCCCACCUGCCAUUAUCAACACUGGAAGGAAUUUGCACGCGUUCAUAGUCACAUAAACCUUUCAAGCCUGGCCAAUUAUAUGUCUUUUAUAUAAUAGCGUAUUAAUCUAACAGCAAUCAUACGUCAGUCUUGAUUUCCCCAAAACGGUGUUGGCCCUCUGGCUUGGGAUACGUAUGUGUUCUUCACCCAAGUUUCAAACAAGAUCCAUGUGUUGCAGGCCUGGUGAUACUCGCCACCUUUGCAAUCAAGCUCGCCUCAAGGGAUUUUCCUGCUUAGAUUUAAGUCUCAAGGAAAUAGAGUAUUUCCUAGUUGAGGAGAGAAUUGUUCAAAAAAACUUCCUGUGUAGGUAUUAUUCUAACAGUCGACAUGUUGACUGCAAAUCACUCAUUUGUACUCUAACUACAGAUUAUAUCAUUCAAAUAUAGACAAUGCAUCUGCCAGUAGUAAUUUGUAUGCCUGAUUUGCUACUAAGAGAUUUUAUAUGUUUUUAAAGUUGCCUAAAUCUAACAUGUGAAGCUGCUCAACGACGUGAAGGACGCCUUGUUAUUAGUAGACUGCAUUGCCAAAUCGAGUGCACCUAGGAUGACAUGAGUCAUCCAAGCAUGUGUCGCCCCAGUCUGGAAGGCCCAGUACCAUGUGUGGGCUAGCAGGGGUGAUCUGGAGCUAGGGCUCUUAUCCUCUGACUGUUGGGAAGAUCCCGCGACCACAGAUAGACCAGCCCUUAAUGAGAGACACUUCCUCCUGGUUGCACCUCCAGACCACAGCUGGCAGCAUGUGUGUAGCUCAGCACCAGCAUUGCACACCGACACGCCCCCUUCCACAAGUCUGACCACAACUUGCGCACACACCGCUCAUACGUAAGGCUUACCCCCCUCCAAUGUAAUUUCACAACACAAAUGCACACCCUGUUAUUCACCAUAGUCACCAGCUCUAAUGCGGCCCUACGUGCACUCCUAGAGGAAUGCUUUGUAAUGAGGGGACCACACGGGAUGAGUGGUCGAACCGUUAGUCUCUGACUGGACCAGUAUUCUGUCAGUUAGUGUUGCCAACCCGGAACCAAAUGUUUGGUCCGUUUACCACAACCCCUUAGUAUGAGUUAUUGAUGAAACGAACCGGUCAGUGAGACAUUUCCCGUGUUUGAGGGCUCUACCUCCGAGUUGUCCACACUGGAACAUACCGCGGCUGGUCAUUCAUCGCUGGCAGUGUUCAGUGUCUCCAUGUUCGCCAUCACCAGCGGUAUAUUUUCCUGACCUUUGACCUACUGUACCAUUCGUGAAUGAGCCCCAGUGCUGCUCGUGCUGUGCCCAUGUCCUCCUGCUACCUGGUAGCAGGUCCUCCUAAGCCAAAGCUGAUGAUUUGUGUAUUACUGCUGAUGCUGUAGGCUGCCAAACGUUCCCCACAUCUGUAACAGUAUUUGUUUACAGCACACAUAGAUGUUUCAGAGCUCUUUACCCAUCACCUGGCAGUUCCAAUGACACGCUUGUAUUCUAACUGGUGUUGUAGAAGUGAAGGGGAAAGCAGCAGUAAUACUCUCUAAGACAUCAGUGGAAUGUAUUUGGUGUUGUGGGUUUUAAGAAAGUGUGUGUGAGAACACAGACAGUGCACAAACCCUCUCAGUGUGACAUUUGUAUGAUUAGUUUCGACCUCCAUUUAGACAGUUGUAGUUGUCCGUCCUGUACAUUCCUGCCCUUCACUAUGACUUCUAUGCGCUACUAUAUUGUGGUAUUGAAAAGCUGAAUGUGUCUCUGCUGAGAAGUGAUUCCCUUGUAUAAGAUCAGUCUAUUUUGUUACUGUUGUAGUUGGCACAGAGUACUUUUUACCCACUACUCCACUAAACGUGGAAACGUUACUGGCCCCCCCCUCCCCUCCCUCCCUGAUAGUCUUUCUGCUUCCUUGUAUAAUCUUGCCACAUAAAUAUAUUUAAUAAUUUAUAUAAGUUAUGAUAACCGUGAGUACAUUACUUGUCCCCCGUAGUGGCUAAAUAGUUUUCACGUUCUAAGCUUGAAGUUGAAGCGAUAUACAUAAGUCAUUGUUCAGGCUGUGUGUGAAAAUAAAGCUUUUUUCAUGUG